AUGUCUCCUACAGACCAGAAAAUUAAGGACUUCUGUAAGCUGCAGUACGCUUGCCAACAGUUGAACGAUUCCAUGAAAGUGAUUUACGAGCUUGGUAUGGACCGCGACGUGCUUCAGGAAAUGGCCAACGGUUCUAAUAAAGCCGAGCAGGCUAUUGCCAUGAGCCCUGCCAUGGCUGUUGCCAGCUAUAUGAAAUCUGUACAGCCUUCACUUGAUAUUAGUCAAGUGUUCAAGCACUAUCAAUUUGAUGCGGACUCUACGCCGGUCGAUGAGUACAUUACGUUAGCUCACAUCGCACCUCAGCCGGAAAAAUUUGUAGAAAAACCGUCGAAUCAAACUAAAGGUUCAUUCAACAAUGUGCAGAGUAGAAAAAGCAAGAAACUCGGUUCCAAUAAUGCGAGCAGACAAUCAUCCAGGUCCUCCUCCAUAUCUGGUAACUUAGACUCCCUCUCUGGACGUACCAGUACAAAUUCUAAAAGUUCUAACGGGUAUGAUUCUGCUAGAGGUCAUAGGACAAACCAUACAGGGUCAAAAAGAACGGGCUCUUUUGCGAUGAACUCUUUUGCUCCCAAUAAAUCCGCACCAUCCAAGCAGUUCUAG
Messenger RNA from Huiozyma naganishii CBS 8797, 600 nucleotides. RefSeq lists its product as uncharacterized. NCBI's taxonomy places the organism in Eukaryota, Fungi, Ascomycota, Saccharomycetes, Saccharomycetales, Saccharomycetaceae. The transcript has a single exon. The record is from RefSeq and is a predicted model, not a curated record. Bases 1 to 600 code for a protein of 199 amino acids.